This is a messenger RNA of Brienomyrus brachyistius, 2992 nucleotides long. RefSeq names its product rho GTPase-activating protein 22-like. Bases 159 to 2213 code for a protein of 684 amino acids. Gene Ontology annotation, cellular component: focal adhesion. Gene Ontology annotation, biological process: activation of GTPase activity; signal transduction. Lineage: Eukaryota; Metazoa; Chordata; Actinopteri; Osteoglossiformes; Mormyridae. Gene Ontology annotation, molecular function: GTPase activator activity. The record is from RefSeq and is a predicted model, not a curated record. The transcript is spliced from 10 exons.
CGUCGGCUGCCUCUGCGCCUGGGCCAGAGGGAGAGCAGCGCGGCUAAGCGGCGGCAGAGGUUCCCACACGCAAGCGGGGGCAUGAGGAGAGGCGGCGGUCGGACGGGUCGCUUGUCAGGGCGUCGUGGCUGACGGGGGGGCGGCCGGCCGGCACGACGAUGACAGCGAUGCUUAGUCCAAAGAUCAGACAGACGCGGAGAGCCAGGUCCAAGAGCAUGGUCAUGGGGGAGCUGACCCGGCCCCCCGGCCGACCCUGCUCCCCCGGCCCCCAGGAGAGGGCGCUCAAGGCCGGCUGGCUGAAAAAGCAGAGGAGCAUCAUGAAGAACUGGCAGCUCCGCUGGUUCGUGCUGCGGCCCGAUCAGCUUUACUUCUACAAGGACGAGGAGGAGACCAAGCCGCAGGGCAGCAUCCCGCUCCAGGGCAGCCAGGUCCACGAGCUGACCGCCAACUCCGAGGAUUCCGGCCGUCACCUCCUAGAGAUUAUCCCAGGUGGAAGUGCGGAGAGGGAGCGCGCUGGUGUCGGCCAUGAGGCCAUCCUUCUUAUGGCUAAUUCCCAGAAUGAGGUGGACGACUGGGUCAAAGCCAUUCGGAGGGUCAUCUGGGCCCCCUUCGGAGGAGGUAUCUUCGGCCAGCGCCUCGAGGAGACUGUGCAGUAUGAGAGGAAGUUCGGCCGGAGGCUGGCCCCUCUGCUGGUGGAGCAGUGCGUGGACUUCAUCAGGGAGCGCGGUCUGGACGAGGAGGGGCUCUUCCGGAUGCCGGGCCAGGCCAACCUGGUGAAGGAGCUGCAGGAUGCCUUUGACUGCGGGGAUAAACCCCUUUUUGAUAGUAACACUGACGUCCACACGGUGGCGUCGCUGCUGAAGCUGUACCUGCGGGAGCUUCCGGAGCCUGUCAUCCCCUACUCCAAGUAUGAGGACUUCCUCACCUGCGCCCAACUGCUAGCCAAGGAAAGGGAAGAGGGCAUCCAGGAGCUGGGGAAGCAGGUGAAGACCCUUCCAGUAGCCAACUACAACCUUCUGAAGUACAUAUGCAGGUUCCUCCAUGAGGUUCAGUCCCAUUCGAAUGAGAACAAAAUGAGCGUGCAGAACUUAGCCACAGUAUUUGGACCAAACAUCUUGCGCCCAAAGGUGGAGGACCCAGUAACUAUUAUGGAAGGAACCUCCUUGGUACAGCAGCUCAUGACCGUGCUGAUCAGUGAACACGAGCGGCUCUAUUCUGGUGGGGAGCCGGAGGAGCCGGCAGCACCACGGCCAGAGGUGGGCCCCCAGGGUCCACGCGGCACAGUGGGCUGGAUCUCUGACGGGCCCCAAGGGAUCUGUGCAGAGGAUGGAAGCUCCUCCCUGGGACUGGAGGACUUGGGAAGCAGUGGCUCGUCACUGGACGUUAACAUCAGCACACCCGCCGCUGGCAGUACCUUGCGUGCAGCCAAUCAGGGAAGGGGGCUAGACAUGGAUGUCAGUCCGAGCAAGCAGGCUAAGUCGCUGCCUGUUUGGAAAAGCUCGUUCCGGGGCCCAGGGGCGCGACCUCAGCCAGGCAAGCUGGGCGGCUCUGCUGGGGACGUGUCAGGACUGUCGGGAGGGAGCUGGCUGAUGAGUGGGCUGUCCUCCCUGCGGGGCCACCGGCGCACCUCCUCAGGGGAGCCGGCGAGGGACUCGGGCUCCUCACAGAGGCUGUCCACGUACGAUAACGUCACGGCGUCCAGCCUGAGCGUGCCCAGCGGGGCCGGCACGGCCUGGACCACGUCGUCCUGCGACGUCUCUGUGCCGGACUCCAGUGAGUUGUCAGAGAAUAGCGUGAAAGGGGAGUGGCCGGCACCGCGGGGUCGCCCCCUGGAGGCAGAUGGUGGUGACACGCCGGAGCGGUGCGCCGGUGGUGUGGUCAGCAGCGGUGCCCACACCGACAGCCAAGCAAAGGCUCUGAGCAGCCUGGUGGAGGAGCUGCAGGAGGAGCUGAGGAAGCAGAAACUCACCUAUGAGACCAGGAUAAAGAGGCUGGAGGAGUCCAGUGCCACGCUGCGCUCCCAGUUGGAAAACCUGGAGCGGGAGAUGGACCUGGAGAGGCGGAAACAGCGGCUGCUGGAGAUCAAGCUGCGGAACUCGGAGCGGGCCAGGCAGGACGCCGAGACUCGGAACCGACUUCUGGAGCGCGAGAUGGAGGGCUUCUUCUCCACCCUGGGGGAGCCAUCCGGCGGGGUGCGGACCAGUGACAUCUGAGCGGGGGGGGGGGGGCUCUCCUCCCACACACCACAGAGGGUCUCAGGAUAUUAAAAAGAAGCCCAGAGGCUGCCCGACAUGGUAACCCCCCCUCGACACACACUGCCUACGCACAAACCAUACCAAAGCGAGACCUUUCCGGUGCAAGCCGGCUGGAACGGGAUGUCAGUUAUGUGACACAAGCCAACUGUGGCGUCUACUUCAGACACCCAACAAACCUGCUCAGCCCCGACGGUACCUUCAAGGCUCCCUGCAUGGGGUGACUUUGUUUCUGACUUAAAACACAGUUACGCCGCGCUUUUGCUUUCUGGAUGAGAUGGAAUACCAGACAGCUAAGGACUAAUGAACAAUACAACGGUACAAAUGUCAAUAAUGUGUGUUAAUUUAUCAAAGGGAAUUUAUUUUUUAAUAUGUCAGAAUAUGUUGCAUAUUAAAAUAUUAACGUAUCUGUAUACGUACAUUGUGGAAUACGUUCUACAGUAGCUUCCAGGUCAACUUGAAGAACCAACAAUACCUUAAAAGCGACAGACUGUGUUUGCACUUGGAGAUGCUGCCAGUCACAUAGUACACAGAGACUGAUGUUUUUUGGGUGCUUUCUUGGACUGCAUAUUGUCUGCAGAAAUUUAUUUUGAAAUGUCGUUUUCAAAUUGUCUCCCAUUAUUUAAUGUGGAAAACUGAAGAUAUCCGUAUUUAAUUCUAAAUGUCACUGAAAUGCUGAGAAAAGUACACAUUUUUACCGUCAUUUAACGGCAGGAAUGACAAAUACAUUUAUCACACUG